Molecule: messenger RNA, 1029 nt
Organism: Papaver somniferum (opium poppy)
Lineage: Eukaryota; Viridiplantae; Streptophyta; Magnoliopsida; Ranunculales; Papaveraceae
Product: formin-E-like
Exons: 2
Coding region: 1-1029 (342 amino acids)
Source: RefSeq, a predicted model, not a curated record
AUGAUACUUUGGGAUGUACCUCUUCAUCUUUGGAAUGCUACUGGGUUUUCUAGGAGUGCUAGUUAUGUUGGGAAACCGAUAAUGACAGAUACUCCUACUGAUAUGAAAAUUAGAAUGGAUUAUGCUAGAAUUUGUGUUGAAAUUGAUGUAAACUGCUCAUUUCCGGAAGAGCUUCCAUUCCAAAUUGAGAAUGAGAAAUUUAAAGUAAGGGCAGAAUAUCCAUGGAAACCUACUUCUUGCUCUCAUUGCAGGAGUUUUGCUCACUCUACUGCUAGGUGCAACUCUUAUACUGUACAAAAAGUUAAGACUAAGUGGAUUCCCAAGAUUAGCAACUCUUCGUCAAUGGCAGGAACUAGUAAUUUGAUUGAUAGAACUACCUCUUUAUCCUCAAUUCCUGAAGUAGAGAUUGCAGUUGAAAAUCAACAGGAGACUGAGCAGGAGGAGAACCAAGCUUCGAAAGAAAGCGACUCAAAUCAGAUUGUGAUAGAAAAAGAAGGAGUUUUAGAAAUGGUGGAUCAACCAAUAGAGGUCCAAUGGACUGCAUCCACUAGAAAGAAGAAGAACAAUAGAAAAAAAGGAGAUGCUCAUAAAGAAGUGGAAACUUUCUGUUUGAAUCCUUUCAACAUCUUAGCGUCCGACUCGGAAGCCGUAGAUUUUGAGAAUUUGGAAAGAAUCUCAUCCCCUUCUCAUGAAAGAGCUGCAGCUAGAGAAGACUUUGAAGAUAAUAAUGAAGACAUUGAGAAAUCAGAUGAAGAGAUGGGAGUACAAAAGGUUAAAUCUCUUGAUGAUAUUCCUCAAAUAAUACCAAUGACUAGUGCUCAACAAGUGGAGAAUAUUUGCAAGUUUGCUGGUCUUUUAGGAGCAUCCGGUGGGUGUUCGGAAGAGGAGAAAAGUAAAAUCUUUGGUGAGUUAAAUGAGAAAUAUCAAAAAACUAGGCAGGGAAGGGAAAUGGAGAAAUUAGGAUGGAAAGGUCAUCCUAGCAAUGAACAGCUUGGAAGGGGCCAAAGGAAAUCUGCUAAGAAGAAAUAG